UUGGCCAGCCAGCGAGGAGGAGCGAAGAACCCGAGGCCCAUAUCAUACAAUCUAAUAACAAACCCCCCGCCAGACGAGGUCCACCUGUUCCAGCGGAUUAGGCGAUAAGACAGCCAUAAACACAGAGAUCUGGUUACGUAAACAGAACAGAAUUCCGGGAAUAACAUGGAGGUGCCGCCACCGCUCGUCCUCAAGCGACCACUUUAUGUGCCCAGCAAGACGCUGAUGGGUCCCGGGCCCUCCAACUGCUCCCAUCGCGUCCUGGAGGCCAUGAGCAACCCGGUCCUGGGCCACAUGCAUCCCGAGUGCCUGCAGAUCAUGGACGAGGUGAAGGAGGGCAUCAAGUACAUCUUCCAGACCCUAAACGACGCCACCAUGUGCAUCAGUGGAGCGGGUCAUUCCGGAAUGGAGGCCGCCCUGUGCAAUCUGAUCGAGGACGGCGAUGUGGUGCUCAUGGGCAUCACGGGAGUCUGGGGUCAUCGUGCUGGGGAUAUGGCCCGUCGCUAUGGCGCCGAAGUGCAUUACGUGGAGGCGAGUUUCGGCCGGGCUCUAACGCUCGAGGAGAUCACAUUCGCCUUCGAAGCGCAUCGUCCGCGUGUCUUCUUCAUUGCCCAAGGCGACUCAUCGACGGGAAUUUACCAGCAGAAUAUCCGUGAGCUGGGCGAGCUGUGCCGCCAAUACGAUUGCUUCCUAGUCGUCGAUACGGUGGCCUCGCUGGGCGGUGCCGAAUUUCUGAUGGACGAAUGGAAGGUGGACGUGGCCUAUACGGGCUCACAGAAAUCCCUCGGUGGUCCCGCCGGCAUUACGCCCAUUUCGUUUAGUAAGCGCGCAUUAACUCGCAUCCGGAAAAGGAAAUCCAAGCCGAAGGUCUACUAUUUUGAUAUCCUGCUUAUCGGCCAGUACUGGGGAUGCUAUGGCACGCCGAGAAUCUAUCAUCACACCAUUUCCUCCACUCUGCUCUACGGUUUGCGCGAGGCACUCGCUCACUUUUGUGCCGUGGGCCUCAAGGCGGUGGUGCGACGGCAUCAGGAGUGCUCGCGACGAUUGCAGCUGGGCAUCGAGGAGCUUGGACUGGAAAUGUUCGUCCAGCGGGAGGAGGAACGGCUGCCCACGGUGAACACAAUCAAGGUGCCGUUCGGCGUGGACUGGAAAAAGGUGGCCGAGUACGCCAUGCGCAAGUACAGCGUGGAGAUCAGCGGCGGUCUGGGACCCACCGUGGAGCACGUCUUCCGCAUCGGUUUGAUGGGCGAAAAUGCCACCGUGGAGCGCGUGGACAUGGUUCUCAGCAUCCUCAACGAGGCCAUCCAGAGCAGCAAGCUGGGCAUCAAGACGGAACGAUCCAAAAUUUAAUGUAGCUCCUUGUUUGUAUUGGUUUUUAAAUAAAAUUUUAAAAUUAUCACUUGAA
Drosophila takahashii is the source of this 1405-nucleotide messenger RNA. It is a transcript of the gene Agxt, whose product is annotated as Alanine-glyoxylate aminotransferase. Gene Ontology annotation, molecular function: L-serine:pyruvate transaminase activity; L-alanine:glyoxylate transaminase activity. Lineage: Eukaryota; Metazoa; Arthropoda; Insecta; Diptera; Drosophilidae. The record is from RefSeq and is a predicted model, not a curated record. Gene Ontology annotation, cellular component: peroxisome.